AUCUCCGUCAUUUCAACGCAGCUUCACCCAAACUCAAACUCAAUAAUCGCUUUUGCGAGCAAAUAAUCGCUUUUCAGAUAAUCUCUCAAAACUUCAACCAUGUCGUGGCAAACUUACGUCGAUGAUCACCUUCUCUGUGAUAUCGAAGGUAACCAUCUCACUCAUGCAGCUAUCCUCGGUCAAGACGGCAGCGUUUGGGCUCAGAGUGCUAAUUUCCCUCAGUUUAAGCCUGAGGAAAUUACUGCUAUCAAUAAUGAUUUUGCUGAGCCUGGGACACUUGCUCCAACUGGAUUACACAUUGGUGGCACUAAAUAUAUGGUGAUUCAAGGUGAACCUGGAGCUGUCAUUCGAGGGAAGAAGGGUCCUGGUGGUGUUACUGUGAAGAAGACCACUCUGGCUUUGGUGAUUGGUAUUUAUGAUGAACCAAUGACUCCUGGUCAGUGCAACAUGGUAGUUGAAAGGCUUGGUGAUUAUCUCGUUGAACAGGGUCUCUAAGCCCCUCAACAUAUCUUAUUACAGUUCAUAUUUCAUUGGCUUCUGUACAAGGUUUUUGCGUCGAUCUCGAAUGGGAUAUGCUUGAUUGCAGUGUAAUAAUUAUUUUGGAUAUUGGGUCUGGUGUGGCGAAGAAGUGUUUGGUGCUUGAGAAAUGAUAACUAUAAUCUUUGUCUUUGUACUUUUUUUUAGUGGGUACCCUAUACAUUAAAGUGGUUUUAAAUUCUAAUGCUAUGGUAUAAUGGUUGUGGCA
Vicia villosa (hairy vetch) is the source of this 745-nucleotide messenger RNA. RefSeq names its product profilin-1. The transcript has 3 exons. The record is from RefSeq and is a predicted model, not a curated record. Gene Ontology annotation, cellular component: cell cortex. NCBI's taxonomy places the organism in Eukaryota, Viridiplantae, Streptophyta, Magnoliopsida, Fabales, Fabaceae. The coding region runs from base 100 to 495 and encodes 131 amino acids. Gene Ontology annotation, molecular function: actin monomer binding.